Tauraco erythrolophus (red-crested turaco) is the source of this 1437-nucleotide messenger RNA. It is a transcript of the gene CERS3, whose product is annotated as ceramide synthase 3. The record is from RefSeq and is a predicted model, not a curated record. Gene Ontology annotation, cellular component: membrane. Gene Ontology annotation, biological process: ceramide biosynthetic process. Gene Ontology annotation, molecular function: sphingosine N-acyltransferase activity; DNA binding. NCBI's taxonomy places the organism in Eukaryota, Metazoa, Chordata, Aves, Musophagiformes, Musophagidae.
AUGGCGCACAUAUUAAAGACGCUCAACAGCUGGUUCUGGUGGGAGAAUAUCUGGAUGCCUGUCAAUGUCACGUGGGCACAUUUCGUAGACCGUGAUGGACUUGUCUUUCCAAAACCACAUCAAUUAUAUGCCACAAUACCAUAUGCUUUUGUUCUGCUGAUUAUCCGAUUCCUCAGUGAAAGAUAUGUUGCUAUACCUCUAGCAAAAGCCUUGGGUAUAAAGAAUGCAAGACGUGUGAAGCCACAGCCUAAUCCUGUUUUAGAGAGUUAUUUCCGGGAGUGCUCAAGACAUCCAUCCCAAUCGGAGAUCCAAGGCCUUGCCAAAAAGUGCAACUGUACUGUCCAUUUGGUGGAAAAGUGGUUUAGGAGACGGCGAAACCUUGAGAUCCCAACAGUGCUUCGGAAAUUCCAGGAAGCUUUCUGGCGAUUUUCAUUCUAUCUUACAUCCUCCAUUGCUGGAUUUAUAUUUCUGUAUGAUAAACCUUGGUUUUAUGACAUAUGGCAGACGUGGGUUGGCUAUCCGUUUCAGACUUUGCUGCCAUCCCAGUACUGGUACUACAUGGCUGAGAUUGGUUUUUACUGGUCUCUCUUAUUUACACUUGGGAUCGACAACAAAAGGAAGGAUUUUCUGGCUCACGUCGUUCAUCACUUGGCAGCCAUUGGGUUGAUGAGUGGCUCUUGGUGUGGCAAUUACGUGCGUCUUGGAACAUUGGUGAUGUUUGUGCACGAUACUGCAGAUUUCUGGCUUGAGGCAGCCAAAAUGUUUAAUUACGCUCACUGGGAGAAAACCUGCAAUAUACUCUUUAUCAUCUUUUCUAUCGUGUUCUUCAUCACGAGAAUCAUCCUGUUCCCUUUCUGGAUUCUUCGUGCCACGUUGUAUCAGCCUACAUACUACUCCACAACUCCUGUCAUAGCAUAUUUUUUAUUCAAUGGGCAACUAUUGAUCCUUCAAGGCUUGCAUUUAUAUUGGGGUUACUUAAUUUUCAAGAUUUUGAAAAGAUUCAUUUUCUUAAAGGACUUGAAAGAUGACCGGAGCGAUGAAGAGGAGGAAGAUUCUGUUACAGAUAAUGAAGAAGAGUCCACAAAGAAUGGCAGCAAGAACGGCUGUGGGUCAAGCAAACAUCUCCUAAACAGCAGUCACCACUAGCCUCCUCCUGCCUCGCCUCCUGCUGUGAUUUCUGCUCUGGUUUUAACCCAACCUACAGGAUAGAAUUUAAGUCAAAAGGCUUAUGAGAGGCUGUGAUUGAUUUAUUGUUGGCUACUGGACCUGGAAAAAAGCCCAGGUUAGAGGGGAGGGAAAAAUUGCAUAACAUGACAAAAUGUGUUAAUGACCCACUUUCUGAAUCGUCGCUGAGUGUUUGGAAAGACGUUUGGACACACUGACUGCCAGUGCUCAACGAGGUCAAAGCUCAAGAGCGUCAGAUCAUUUAGUGUUCCG